AUGUCUGAUCCCCAAGCACGGUUACAGGCGCUGUCUGAAGACUUUCAGAAGCUUCAAGGCGAACUUCAGAACGCUGUGGCGUCGCGACAGAAGUUGGAGGGCCAGAAGCAGGAGAAUCUUGGUGUGCAGCAGGAAUUUGAGCGACUACAAGAGGGAGAGACAAUCUACAAACUCGCUGGGCCAGUGUUGCUCAAGCAAGACAAGUUUGAGGCUGAUAACACAGUCAAGGGUCGUCUAGACUUUAUCAGUAGUGAAAUUACACGGCUAGAAGACACAAUCAAGGAGACACAAGAGAAGCUUGAGAAGAAAAAGACAGAGAUCAUUCAGAUCCAGACCGCAGCUCAAAGCCAGGGCAAGGAAGCACCUCAGUAA
This is a messenger RNA of Fusarium tjaetaba, 372 nucleotides long. Its product is annotated as prefoldin beta subunit. The record is from RefSeq and is a predicted model, not a curated record. Bases 1 to 372 code for a protein of 123 amino acids. Gene Ontology annotation, molecular function: protein-folding chaperone binding. Lineage: Eukaryota; Fungi; Ascomycota; Sordariomycetes; Hypocreales; Nectriaceae. Gene Ontology annotation, cellular component: cytoplasm; prefoldin complex. Gene Ontology annotation, biological process: protein folding; chaperone-mediated protein complex assembly. The transcript has 4 exons.